Heterotrigona itama is the source of this 801-nucleotide messenger RNA. NCBI's taxonomy places the organism in Eukaryota, Metazoa, Arthropoda, Insecta, Hymenoptera, Apidae. The record is from the annotation of a GenBank genome assembly.
AUGAUCAAAGAGUUGAACGUUUUGCAAACAAAUGCCAGAAGGAGGGAUUGUUCAAGUAUGUAUUUUCAUAUGAAAUUAGUAACUUUUUUGUUUGCUUAAAAGGAGGGUGGAUGGGAUCGUGGAUAGGGCGGGUCUCCAUUCGCAGCACCUCCACGCGGUGAGACCUGGGCAAUCGUAUUAUUUGACAUACAGUUACUAAUUGCAUCAGUGCACGUGAUACAGUUAUGAAUUGUACAACAAUUAAUACGAGCUGAUUGGCUGCGAUCGCUAUUAUAUAAUCCUGUGAGUCAAAUUUCUGUGUUAAAUAUUUUUACAUCGAAUCGAUGUUAUAAUUUCUAUGUCAUCUCCAAACAUUACGUUUACGAAGAAAUAUCGAGUAUCAGAUCAAUUUUCUCUUUCAAACAUAAUUUUGUAUCGGAGAAAUAAAUCAAUUUCUUCUAAAUUCCUCAAUUUUCGAAUAAUUAUGGAAUGCAAAGAAUUUCUUAAGGAAAAUUCUUAAAAUUAUUAUUUUAGAACGUUAAGUAAUAUACAGUUACGUAUAAUUAUUCACACAACUCGUGUAACAGAGGCUUCCAAUAGAUAUCAAUUCAUUCAGCGGUUAUAUUUCCGCUAGAAAAGGUAAAACGCCUAGUAAAGGAACAUUAUUGCCCAGAGCCAGAGCCAUUUAGACAAUUUCUGUCCCGAUAUCGAGAAAGAGGGUCCCGUGGCAAAGGAGAUACUGGGAAAAUUCUAAUCGAUCCAGCCGGCGGAGGUAUUGUGACUCCGGUUAAACUUUCAACUAUGUGGAAAACCACAAUUUAA